Messenger RNA from Rhododendron vialii, 2085 nucleotides. RefSeq names its product transcription factor MYB3R-2. The coding region runs from base 423 to 1844 and encodes 473 amino acids. Gene Ontology annotation, biological process: regulation of DNA-templated transcription. The record is from RefSeq and is a predicted model, not a curated record. Gene Ontology annotation, cellular component: nucleus. Gene Ontology annotation, molecular function: DNA-binding transcription factor activity, RNA polymerase II-specific; RNA polymerase II cis-regulatory region sequence-specific DNA binding. The transcript has 7 exons. NCBI's taxonomy places the organism in Eukaryota, Viridiplantae, Streptophyta, Magnoliopsida, Ericales, Ericaceae.
CCCCUCUCUCUCUCUCUCUCUCACUAUCUUUCACUAAUGACGAUCAAACCCUUUUGAUCUUCUCGUACACUUUCCUUAUUCGACUAUAACUCGUCAGCGUUUUCUUUUUCUUUUUUCUAGCCGUUACCCUCUUUCCAUAUUCAUUCAUUACAGAGAUAUUUCUAUAAGGAACAAUUUAUUUACUUAUCAAAUCUACUCGUUACCUUUGAUCCUCUGUUAUGAAUUCAAACUCUGUUUUUCUUGACCGUUACAGAGUGAACUAGUUUUGAUCAUGUCAUCACAUUCUUGGAAUGGGUUUAUAGAACUAGGAUUAGGGUUCUGUUUUGAAGAUUGAUUCAAUAACGAUUCAUUUGCGGUUUUUUUUUUUGUUCUUUUCAUUAUUUCACAUAUUUGUUCAUCGGCUGAUGUAGAGAGAGAAAGUCAUGGAAGUAGUUAAAGGGUCCGAUGCUGAAUCUUCGGGUAUUCCGACUUCGGAUGAUAAUAGUGACAGUGCAGACCAAAAGCCAGUCCCCAUUCAAGGGAUGAUGAUGACUCGUCCAACAAGACGAUCCUCGAAGGGAGGCUGGACAGAGGAAGAGAACAAAAUCUUGGCCUUUGCUGUUCAAAAGUUCAAUGGAAGAAACUGGAAAAAGAUUGCCGAAUGUGUUCCUGAUAGAACAGAUGUUCAGUGCCUUCACCGGUGGCAGAAAGUUCUUAAUCCUGAACUUGUUAAAGGUCCUUGGAGCAAACAGGAAGAUGAACUUAUCAUUAAGCUGGUUGAGGAAAAGGGGACUCAGAAGUGGUCUGAAAUAGCAAAAUGCCUACCCGGUCGCAUUGGCAAGCAAUGCCGAGAAAGGUGGUACAAUCAUUUGAAGCCAGAGAUAAACAAAACUCCAUGGACCAAGGAGGAGGAAUUGGCUCUUGUUAGCGCCCAUCGAGAAUAUGGGAACCAGUGGGCUAGAAUAGCCAAGUUUCUGCAUGGAAGGACUGAAAACGCGAUAAAAAAUCAUUGGAACUCCUCCCUGAAGAAGAAGUUGGAAUUGAAUUCAACAACUGGUAUUGUCUCAAGGAAUCCAGAAUCCGGUGUAUGUGGUUCGAAGGAUCCUAAACCAGUAGAGGGGAGAAAAGAGUAUGAGCAGAAGGUGGACUCAGACAUACAAAGAGACACUUUUUGGAGGUUGGAUUCGGAAGGGAGGGAAAAUCAUUUCCAGUCUCUCAAGAAAGGAAAUUGUCAUGCUCCCAGAGAUUGUUCAAAUGAUUCAAUAAGCCCAAAAAAUUUCAGAAUUCCCUCUUCACAUUCUGCAUUGGAUGUGGCUGUUCCAACUGGGAACUGUUUGGAUGGUGGAGAUUCAAGCCUCAGUGUCCAGAACAGGAAAGACUCAAGAGCACCAAUGAAAACAGUGGGAAAAAGUCUUGGUAGAUUGUGCUAUGAGCCACUCGAGGAGGAGGAUCUCAGUAUCUUUAUGAGAACCGGUAAAUUUCCAAGUACAGAUAGCUACAUUCGAGUACCGUCAUCUAAUCCAGUUUCUUAUAGCACUCCAAAGAAUACCCACGAAAGACGCAAGUCUGAUAGCCCAGAAUCCGUAUUGAGGAAUGCAGCGACGAGUUUUAAAACCAUGCCGUCGAUUAUAAGGAAAAGAUGCCUCAAAACUUGUAGUGCUCAAGGCAGCAAUGCAAGUUUCAGUGAUAGCAGGUCACAGGAAAAUAGGGAUGGUCUUGACGUUUCUCCCUCAAAGAUUCAGAAGCGCGGAAAUGACGAUGCAAUGAAAUGUGUCGAAAAACGUCUGGAGUCUGCCUUUGAUAAUGUGUUUGAUAAGCUGAAUAGAUCAGAUGAAGGUGGUGAUGCUUCUGGUGCAAAUUCAUGACUCGGGCUGACUUCAGGCGAGUCUUCUGUUUUUUGGCUUGUGAUCAAUUUUCUUUCCUAGUGGUUAUUCUGUGUUUGGACCAUGGAUUUGUGAAGGGGAAGGAAAAAGGUAAAAGAAAGAUACGAACGUAAAAGUGAUGAAGCAGACACUGUUUCCUUGAUUUUGCCAUCGUCAUCGUUUUCGCAACUCAAAUCUUUCAACAAAUCCAUGAUCCAUAUAUAGCCACUGUCUUGGACUAUUU